Brachypodium distachyon (stiff brome) is the source of this 2852-nucleotide messenger RNA. RefSeq names its product subtilisin-like protease SBT1.2. Gene Ontology annotation, molecular function: serine-type endopeptidase activity. Gene Ontology annotation, biological process: proteolysis. The record is from RefSeq and is a predicted model, not a curated record. The transcript has a single exon. NCBI's taxonomy places the organism in Eukaryota, Viridiplantae, Streptophyta, Magnoliopsida, Poales, Poaceae. Bases 226 to 2679 code for a protein of 817 amino acids.
GCCCGUCCCGUGUGACGGACGGCGAGCUAGAGAGGCCGGGCAGUAGAUCUCCUCGGCCCUCACGAGACCUCCCUCUCCGCCUCAAAUUCUCUCGCCGGCCGUGCCGUGCCUCCUCCCGCUCCCCUGCGCCCGGCCGCUUCAAAUACCAUUCCCCAAGUCUGAAGUCUGAACUACCACCAUAUUGCAAAUCGAAGCAGCUAGCCAUCGAGAUUCCGGACACGAUCCAUGGGUUUCCUCGCCUUCCACACGUCCUUCUUCUUCUUCCUCCUCCUCUUGUCGAGGUCGUUUGAUCCGGUUCAUGGCGAUGCUGCAGCAGUGCCAGACCAGGAGGAGGCUCUGUGGAGCUACAUUAUCCAGCUACAUCCGCGGGAAGCUGCCGGCGGCAGCGAGGCCGAGGCAUCGCUCGCCGCCUCCAGCAAGCACGACUGGCACCUCUCCUUCCUCGAGAAACCAUCAUCCGUGCCACGGGUCGAACAACAGAAGAAUGCACAGCAGCCCUUGUCGUCGUCGCGGCUGCUGUACUCUUACCACACCGUGUUCGAUGGCUUCGCGGCGCAGCUCACGGUCACCGAAGCGGCGUCACUGCGCGCGCACCCCGGCGUCGCGUCCGUGCGAGAGGACCGCCGGGUCGAGCUGCACACGACCUACUCCCCGAAGUUCCUGGGGCUCAACCUGUGCCCGACGGGCGCGUGGGCGCGCACGGGCUACGGCCGGGGCACCAUCAUCGGGGUGCUCGACACCGGCGUGUGGCCCGAGAGCCCGAGCUUCGACGACCGCGGCAUGCCGCCGGUUCCCGACCGGUGGCGCGGCGCGUGCGAGGCAGGGGAGCACUUCGAGGCCAGCAACUGCAACCGGAAGCUCGUGGGCGCAAGGUUCUACUCCAAGGGCCACCGCGCCGCCAACCACCCGACGGACACGGCCCGGGAGUACGCGUCGCCACGGGACGCGCACGGGCACGGCACGCACACGGCGUCGACUGCCGCGGGCUCUGCCGUGGCCGGCGCCACCGUCCUCGGCGCCGGCACCGGAGAAGAAGAAGACGGAGGAACGGCGCGUGGCGUGGCGCCCGGCGCGCACGUGGCGGCAUACAAGGUGUGCUGGUUCAGCGGGUGCUUCAGCUCCGACAUCCUGGCCGGCAUGGACGACGCGGUGCGCGACGGGGUGGACGUGCUGUCCCUCUCCCUGGGCGGCUUCCCGAUCCCGCUCUUCGAGGACAGCAUCGCCAUCGGCAGCUUCCGCGCCACGGCGCGCGGUGUGUCCGUCGUGUGCGCGGCCGGGAACAACGGGCCGGAGCCGGGCACGGUGGCGAACGAGGCGCCGUGGGUGCUCACCGUGGGCGCGUCCACGAUGGACCGCCGCUUCCCGGCCUACGUCCGGCUCGGCGACGGCCGGGUCCUGUACGGCGAGUCCAUGUACCCGGGGAAACUGCAUUCGAAAAAUGGCGGGAACAAGGAGCAGGAGCUCGAGCUGGUGUACGCCGCCGGUGGGUCCCGGGAAGCGAUGUACUGCAUGAAGGGCGCCCUGUCGUCCGCCGAGGUCUCCGGGAAGAUGGUCGUGUGCGACCGGGGGAUAACGGGCCGGGCGGACAAAGGCGAGGCGGUGCGAGAAGCCGGGGGCGCGGCCAUGGUGCUGGCCAACACCGAGAUCAACCAGCAGGAGGACUCAGUGGACGUGCACGUCCUGCCUGCCACGCUCGUAGGUUACAAAGAAGCCAUGGAGCUCAAGAGCUACAUCAGCUCGACGCCCCGGGCAACAGCGAGGCUCGUGUUCGGCGGCACGCGGAUCGGGCGCGCGCGGGCGCCGGCCGUGGCGCUCUUCUCGUCGCGCGGGCCGAGCACGACGAACCCGUCCGUGCUGAAGCCCGACGUGGUGGCUCCCGGGGUGAACAUCAUCGCGGCAUGGACCGGCAGCGUCGGCCCGUCGGGGCUGGACGGAGACAGAGACCCCAGGCGGUCGAACUUCACGGUGCUGUCGGGGACGUCCAUGGCGUGCCCGCACGUGAGCGGCGUCGCGGCGCUCGUCAGGUCGGCGCACCCGUCGUGGAGCCCCGCCAUGGUGCGCUCGGCCAUCAUGACCACGGCAGACGCCACCGAUCGGCGUGGCAAGCCGAUCGCGGACGAUGGCGCCUUCGGGGACGGCAUGCCGUUGCCGGCCGACGCGUUCGCCAUGGGCGCCGGGCACGUGAGCCCGGCGCGCGCGGUCGACCCGGGCUUGGUGUACGACGUGGAGCCGGGGGACUACGUGACGCACCUCUGCACGCUCGGGUACACGGAGAAGGAGGUGUUCAAGGUCACGCACGCUGGGGGCGUCAACUGCAGUGAUCUGCUGCGGGAGAACGAGGGGUUCACGCUCAACUACCCGUCGAUUUCCGUGGCGUUUAAGGACGCGGGCGGCGGCUCGAGGAAGGAGCUACGGAGGACGGUGACCAAUGUCGGAGCGCCUAACUCGACGUACGCCGUUGAAGUCGCUGCACCGGCCGGGGUCAAGGUCAGGGUAACGCCUACGACGUUGGUGUUCGCGGAGUUUGGCGAGAAGAAGAGUUUCCGUGUGUUGGUUGAGGCGCUGAGGAUGGGGAAGGAUAGCGCGGAUGGGUAUCUGGUUUGGAAGCAGGUGAGUGGAGGGCAAGGGCGGCGGCGCACGGUGAGGAGCCCCAUUGCAGUGACAUGGGUACUGGAGUAGGAAAACAAGCAGACUCUCGAUCAGCAGCUUGCUGGUACGUAGCUAUAGCCAGUGCACGUGGUCUGUAAUUCUGUAUUCACUAUUCAGGAAUCAGGAUUCGAAGAUUAGUUCCCUGCUUUCCGUUUUUUUAUCCUUUUUUUCUUUCAGAAGAAUCAGGUUUCUGUUGAGCUGAA